This is a messenger RNA of Coturnix japonica (Japanese quail), 1937 nucleotides long. The record is from RefSeq and is a predicted model, not a curated record. NCBI's taxonomy places the organism in Eukaryota, Metazoa, Chordata, Aves, Galliformes, Phasianidae.
ACCCGCGACCGGGGGGCGGCUGAGGGGCGCGGGGAUCCCCGCGCAAAAUGGCGGCCGCGGGGCAGCCGGCCUUAGUUCUGGCUUCGUUCGGAACGGCCGGGGGUAAACGGACGGCGGCGUGUUAUAACGAGCGCCCCUCAGGGCUCAGCCCCGGGACGGAAGGCUGAGGAUGCUGGCACGCCGCAGGUGGUAUCAUUAUAACCUUACUCGACACGCAGCAGAAGCCCUGCUUCUUUCCAAUGGGAAGGAUGGAAGCUAUCUCUUGAGGAAGAGUAACGAAAGGGAAGAUUUGUAUUCCCUCUCUGUAAGGGGUAAAGAUUCUGUGAAACAUUUUCACAUUGAAUAUACAGGAACCUCACUCAAAUUUGGAUUUAAUGAAUUUUCCAGCUUGAAGGAAUUAGUCCUGCAUUUUGCAAAUCAACCUUUAAUUGGAAGUGAAACAGGAACCUUAAUUGUAUUGAAGCAUCCCUAUCCACAUGAAGUGGAGGAGCCAUCUAUUUAUGAGUCCGUCCGAGUUCACACAGCGAUGCAGACAGGAAGGACAGAAAAUGAUCUUGUUCCAAAUGCUCCCUCACUUGGUACGAAAGAAGGAUAUUUGAUAAAACAAGGCAAAAUUGUCAAGAACUGGAAGACGAGGUGGUUUACACUGCAUAGGAAUGAACUUAAAUAUUUCAAAGACCAGACAGCCACAGAACCAAUUCGGGCACUCGACUUAACUGAAUGCUCAGCAGUGCAGUUCGACUAUUCCCAAGAAAGAGUCAACUGUUUCUGCUUAGUGUUCCCACUAAGAACAUACUACCUGUGUGCAAAAACUGGAAUAGAAGCAGAUGAGUGGAUCAAAAUACUGCGAUGGAAACUGUCACAAAUACGGAAGCAAGUGGAGCAGCACAGUGCCUCCAGUUCCCAGCUGCACCCCUAAUCCUUCCACUCCACGGGCAGGAAUUGCCCCUCAGCCACAGGAAGAUGGUUCUACAUCUUCAUUACCUGCUGAGGGCACAUGCACGUGUGUCUGCCCCCAUGCAGACGUUUGCAUCCAGCUCUGCACACAGAGGAUCUGUACAGCUGACUAACUGCUUUCAGGCUGCUGAGUCGUGUGGAGCCCAUUGCAAAAUCACAGUGUUGGUUUGAUGCACGUGGUUUAUGUCUGCAAGGCUCAGCCACUGAGGCACCCAUUAACUAAUCACAGACGUACUCACUUCACCACUGAGGGUGGAUGAUGGAGUUCUGCAUGGGGCUUUGCUGGUGGCAGCCACCAGCAUUUUAGCAGCAUUGAGUGCUGUGCUCCCCUUUGAAAAUGAGCUAGAUUUUGUAUUUUUUUCCCUUUGAACAGAAAACUCGGUUUAUACAAUAAGAGGUUUUAUCCAUGACUGCAUUCGAGAAUUAAGCACUGCUUGCUUUAUACUGAACUAGAGCAACGGGAAAGCGUGAUAUACACUAAAAAACCACACAUAUAAGUGUGCGUUUAAAAGAGUAUGUCUUCUGCAUAAUGGGUGAGCAUCUCCAUGUGCACUGUGGAAGACACAAGCACACCUGAGUGUGGCUCCCCGGAGUUCAGAAGCAGAAGCCUCAUGCUUUGGUGCUAUGAUGGAAAGAGGCGUUAUGUUUUGAAAGCAAGUUUUGCUGUUGCUCUCCCAUCUGAGCUGCUCCUCUGGGAGAGCUGGGCUGAGCAGGGAGAUCCCGCUCUGUAACAGUCACAUCUGAUGAAGCAAACCUUCUUCCCUGGACAUCGUGCAGCAGCAGCAGCAGCUCAGUGUUCAGUAGAUGCCUUUACUGUGAGAAAGCUGAAGAGGAAAGGGAGUAGAAACAUAGUAGAACAACAAAGUAGAAGGAAAAUCCAGCUCUGGACAGGAAUAGCGUUUUAUUUCAACUUCUAAUUCAAAAUAUUUGUAAAUAUUUUUAUACACUGUUUUCUGAAUAAAAUGUCAUUAUAAAACUAA